Molecule: messenger RNA, 1270 nt
Organism: Pseudoliparis swirei
Lineage: Eukaryota; Metazoa; Chordata; Actinopteri; Perciformes; Liparidae
Gene: pih1d1
Product: PIH1 domain containing 1
Exons: 11
Coding region: 346-1194 (282 amino acids)
Biological process (GO): box C/D snoRNP assembly; rRNA processing
Cellular component (GO): ribonucleoprotein complex; cytoplasm; R2TP complex
Source: RefSeq, a predicted model, not a curated record
ACUUGCUAGUUGCUAGCCUCGGCGUGUUUCCCGAACUUAAACUGACCCGGUGUUUCGGUUUAUAAGGCGACCCCGUGAACUGGGUCAAAACCUUCUCGCAUAAACCUUGCUUGGGGUCCUUUCUCAAUAUGCCCUCGCUAUUAAAGCAAACGGGUCCACUCGCGUUUGUAACCUUGAUUAUCAGUUGAAUUUAUUAAGCAGAAAAAGAUGACAUUUGGCGGCAUUCACGAGGACUAUAGUACGCGGUCUCCUCCGAUAGCCAGCAGCUGUAACUAGGACAACCACUGACGCGUUCGGCUGAUAGUCUCCAGUUGACACGGUCACGAGAAAAACCGAAACACCGCCAUGACGACGGACUCCUCACUCCUCAACUCUGAGCUGGAGUUACAGCAGCAAGAGGAGCUGUAUCAGCGGCUGCUGCUGCAGACGAUGGGAACGAUGCCAACUGAAAAUCCAGAAUCCAAAGUAAUCCGACCACAACCUGGCAUGUGUGUGAAGACUCUCUCGCAUCCAGGCCAGCAGAAGAUCUUCGUCAACAUCUGCCAGUCAAACUCGGUCCCGCUGCCUCCGGAGAUCUCCAGAGAGGAGCUCGUGGAGCUGCUCCGAUCGGAGGAUCCCAGCGGCUACAGAGUUCCCAUGAGCCUCGGCGAGCCACACACCGAAUUGGACAACAACUCUCAGGGAUGCACAGCGUACGAUGUGGUCGUCAACCAGGAGUUCUUCCAGAAGUGCCAGGAGGACCCCUUGUUCCAGCAGUUUGUUAUUUUGGUGUCUUUGGAGGGUUUGGAGAACAAAUACAAUCUGGAGCUAAGUCGAGACUGGAAGGUGUUGAAGAACAGGAAGUUCCUCGGUUCCGUCAGCGAGCAGAACAUCCGGACGAAGAGCCGGCCGGUGAUCCAGGAGCUGCAGGAGGAUUCCACCGCGACGGCCAGAAGACCAGAGUUCACGCUGCUCGUGGAGCCCCCUGCUGGUGACCCCGAGUACCUCAUUGCAGAAAUACAGCUCCCCGGAGUGCCGUCGGCUCGCUCUCUGGUCCUGGACGUCGGGGAGGACCGCCUGGCGCUGACCGCUCGGCCCUCGCUCUUCCACCUCGACGUCUUCCACGCCUUCCUCGUCGACCAGGAGAACAGCGUGGCGCAGUACAACAAGAGCACCCAGGUCCUGACAGUCACGAUGCCCGUGGUGUCCUCAUGAAACUAAGGAAGUCCUGUUAUUUAUUUUCUGUUCAAAAGAAACUGAUGCUUUGAUAAUAAAGUGUUUUCUUUUUCUA